Pseudophryne corroboree (corroboree frog) is the source of this 958-nucleotide messenger RNA. It is a transcript of the gene CFAP107, whose product is annotated as cilia and flagella associated protein 107. NCBI's taxonomy places the organism in Eukaryota, Metazoa, Chordata, Amphibia, Anura, Myobatrachidae. The record is from RefSeq and is a predicted model, not a curated record. The coding region runs from base 107 to 820 and encodes 237 amino acids. The transcript has 4 exons.
CCACAAUGGAACUGAGCUGACACUGUGACGGUUGCCAUGGCAGCAGUAAACAUUCUCUGACUGCAGUAAGAGCAGCGAGAUGUGAUCUCCCAGUAACUACAGGUUUAUGGUAACACAGAUCACAGAGAAAGACCUUACACACCGCACUCACGCUAUGGCUGAAUAUCCAGGUAGUAAGAAAUGGUCUCUUCCAGGAUGGAGAAUAGAACAGCGAUAUAACAACAAAGUUCUGAUUGGAAACUGGGUGGAGGAGAGGAAAAAGUUUAAGAGAAGCAACUUCUCAACAACCAACAGUUGCUAUGGCAUAGACUUUGUUCGGUUUCCAGACAGCAAACCCGAUAGAAUACAGAGGAGAUUUUACCUUAAACGGAUGGAGGGUUUGCCAAAACAACAAUUACUCUCCCACCAUGGAGAGCCUAAUUCUAGGUGCCUAGUUUCCCUGUAUGACGAUCAUUUUAUAAGACAUGGGAACACCACCUUGCCACCUCUCCGGAGCUGGGAUGGAAACAGUUUAACUUGGGCCCCAGAGAGAUCUGACUUCCCCGUUGAAGAUCCACCAACCAACUUCGGUCUUUUGCAGGAAAAGCAAAAGCUGUGGAGAGACCAAGCUUAUGAAGACCAGAGAAGUGUCUAUUCAGCAUCUUAUGGGCAUCCACCCCCUUCUGCAUUUAUGACCAGCCGUUAUGGCACAGCUCCUCACACCGUUUUCGGUACAUCGCAGCACAGUAAUAAUAACACCAAUAAAGCUUCAGACUUCAAGUUUGAAACACAACUCCAGGUUCUUAACCAUCUUGCUAAACAAGAACAUGUUGAAUCCUAAGUAUCCUUACUGUCCUUGGAUUCAAGUUUCAUAGUCUUUUAAGUGUCAUGAGGAUGGUGCAAUAAGUUACUGGACUGUAGGAUUUCCACAUCAACUCAUCAGAGAGAAAAAAACAAACAAAUAAACAUGUGAAAAAUA